This is a messenger RNA of Drosophila elegans, 1281 nucleotides long. It is a transcript of the gene aay, whose product is annotated as phosphoserine phosphatase. Gene Ontology annotation, cellular component: cytoplasm. Gene Ontology annotation, molecular function: L-phosphoserine phosphatase activity; magnesium ion binding. The coding region runs from base 301 to 1113 and encodes 270 amino acids. Gene Ontology annotation, biological process: L-serine biosynthetic process; dephosphorylation. Lineage: Eukaryota; Metazoa; Arthropoda; Insecta; Diptera; Drosophilidae. The record is from RefSeq and is a predicted model, not a curated record. The transcript has a single exon.
UUUUGAGUCACUUGUGAAAAAUCAGUCAUCGUGAGCAGUUCGACUAAGAAAAACCCGCUAGCAAGCAAAGCAAAACCACUUAUCAAACAAAAACAAAUAACAGCUGGGCAGCAACGCGAAGCGCGUGUGCAAAAAGGAACGAGAAAACAUACACAAAAAAAAGCACAAGAUAUUGAGAUACACAAAAAAAGAAGCAGCGGAAAAUUUUGGGGCCCAAACAAAGCCGAAGCUUUUACGUCAAGCGGUAUAUACAAGAAAUACAAGAAAUUCCCAAAAAUCACAACGUGUUCGCCGGUCAAGAUGAGCGGUUCCGUUUUGAGUUUGGCGCGUCCUGCAGCAGCCACAAAUGGCCACCAUCUUCUGGCCAAACAGAUAAAUUGCAAUGGCAAUGGCACCUCGGGAGGAGCGGCCAAAACCACUGUGGCCUCGGCCAUAACACCGCCCAAACAGCCCCAAUUGGCGGCCAAGGUCAUUCAGCAGUCGCAGAUCGUCUGUUUCGAUGUGGAUUCCACGGUGAUUUGUGAAGAAGGCAUCGAUGAGCUGGCCGAAUAUUGCGGCAAGGGAAGCGAGGUGGCACGUGUCACAAAGGAGGCGAUGGGAGGGGCCAUGACCUUUCAGGAUGCCCUCAAAAUAAGAUUGAACAUCAUACGGCCCACUCAACAGCAAGUAAGGGAUUUUAUCCAUGAACGACCCAGUACACUGAGCAAAAAUGUGAAGCGUUUCGUGGCCCACUUAAAGGCGGAGGGCAAGCAGGUGUACUUGAUCUCCGGCGGAUUCGAUUGCCUCAUAGCUCCCGUGGCCAACGAACUGGGAAUUCCCCUCAACAAUGUCUAUGCCAACAAGAUGCUGUUCGAUUAUUUGGGCGAAUACGAUAGCUUUGACAUCACUCAGCCCACUUCGCGUUCCGGAGGAAAAGCAGAAGCCAUCGCCCUGAUAAAGAAGGAGAAUAGUGAAGGUGCUAUCAUCACAAUGAUCGGCGAUGGAGCCACCGAUUUGGAGGCUGUGCCGCCAGCCAACUAUUUUAUCGGUUUUGGUGGCAAUGUCGUUCGACCGGAGGUCUAUCGCCGGGCCCAGUAUUACGUAACGGACUUUGAGCAGCUGAUGGGUCAAUGAGAUAUAACGACAGCGGUGGAGUGGCGAAUUUAGUAUUUGAAAUCAACGUGUUAUAGCUCUUAGUGAUACACAUGCUAUAGUCAAAGUAUGAGCAUGUGUAUAAUACAUAUAUGUACUAUAGUUUGUAAUUAAAUAACAAUAAAAAGCGAUAGUAAAAAUUAUGGAAAA